Ostreobium quekettii is the source of this 798-nucleotide messenger RNA. Lineage: Eukaryota; Viridiplantae; Chlorophyta; Ulvophyceae; Bryopsidales; Ostreobiaceae. The record is from the annotation of a GenBank genome assembly.
AUGACAGGGUUCAAUCCACACAGUGGUUUGUUGGGUAUGUACAGGGGCUCUUUUCAGCAAAACUCCCAGGAUGAGUACUUUGGGACGCCAUAUGAGGCAUAUGAGACAUUCUUUUCUGCAAUCUUCAUGGCGACUCCAACGGGGGGCAAUUUUGCGGACUUCAUUGUUGGUGCACACAGUAGUGGGGAGAUCAGGAUAUAUGAAACUAGUACCUUGACGCAACGGAACAACAGCAACCAGCCAGCGAUUCAACCAGUUUUGAGGUUCAGGGCGCAUAAAGGGCCAGUGUAUGCUCUUGAAAAACUUGAUGUAGGGAAUGACACCCUGCUCAUAUCUGGUGGUGACGAUGGCCACCUGCUUGUCUGGAGCUGGAAACAUCUGCUCUCACUUUGUUCCUCCAGUGCAAAUGCCAAUGGGAAUGGUGUGGCUGCUGGCGUGCAGCCGUCGAAGCGCUCAAGCGGGGUGGGGCCUUUGGUCUGUACUGUGCAGCCCAAGCUUGAGUUUGAUCUCACACCAGCUGGUGCUGACAUGAGUUUGCACGGCAACCCUGAAGUCAACUGCAUUGCUGUGGAGGCAACAAGGAAAGGCACUGUGUAUGCAGGCACAGGAGAUGGCUGCUGGCACACGAUUGAUCUCAGCCACCAUUCCCAACGCUCGCCACAGGAGACGGGAGUGAAGGGCCACUCUCUAGGAAUCCUGUCCAUUGACCACUCGAGUAAAUGCAACCGCCUUGUUACAGGAUCGGAGGUUGGUGCAGUGCGUUUCAUUGGUGCAGAGGCUUUAAUGCGGUUGCUGUGA